AUGGCUUUCAAUCAACCAAUUCCUUCUAUUUCUCAAUCUGACGCUACUGUAACGGUUCGAAUCAUUGAUACUGGUUCAAGAGCUAGUAUUUCUGCUUCUGAAUUCUUCGAGCCUACCAUACCUGGCCAUGAAGUUCUCGCCAAUUCACCUGCCUAUCCUUUUCUCAUCGAACACGGUUCAGGCCGCAAAGUCAUAUUUGACCUUGGUAUCCGCAAGGACUGGCGCAACCUUUCUCCAGCGCUGCUCAAGAUGUUCAAGCCUGCAGGCGUAGAGGUUCAUGGAGAUAAGGACGUCGUCGAUGUUCUGGAGGAGGGUGGCGUAAAGAAAGAGGAUAUUAAUGCUGUGAUAUGGAGGGAUCGCCCACUCCGUGGGAUCGACUUCGCCACGGAUGGGGUUUUGAAGCUUGGGCGCUUUGAUGCCUUAGACUAUUUCGAGGAUGGCAGUCUCUACCUGCUCAAUGCGCCAGGG
Molecule: messenger RNA, 468 nt
Organism: Alternaria postmessia
Lineage: Eukaryota; Fungi; Ascomycota; Dothideomycetes; Pleosporales; Pleosporaceae
Exons: 2
Source: RefSeq, a predicted model, not a curated record